ACACAUUGAUAAAGACACAAAGUGCAAUUGAUAAGUGCAAUUAUAAUUGGCAAAGUGCAAUAAUAUGCAACCAAAAAUACUAGAGACCAGGUGCUGACUGGUCUAAUUAAUCUUUUAACAAAUUUUAUUUUUUUGGUGUUUAAAUUAAAUCAAAUAAAGGGACAAUAAAAACAAAAAUAAAAUACAAAUUUUAGGGCAAUUUAUAUAUAUGAAUUGUCGCUGGGUUCUUGGCUAUCUUUGGUCGGUUUCAUCAUCAUAAAUUUCGCGUGAUAUAAUUAUAAUUUGCAAUGAUGAAAUCAUACAAAAGUAUGAAACCAGCUGUCUCACGUGUACAUUGCAAAAAUAAAAAAAAUAAAAAUUGACGUGUUAAAUUCAACAAUUUAACGACAAUUAAACAAUAGUCAUUAUUAAAAUUAAUAUUAUUGAGUAAUUUUAAAGUUAUGAAAAACACAGUUAUUCGAUAAAUUUAUUCAUAAAAAUGAAUAAAAAUAGAACGUUUAAAGUUCAAAGAAAAAAAAAUAAAAUUUAAUAGUGAAUUAUUUUUUAUAUAUUUUUAGAAAAUAUAUUAUAAAUUUUUUUUCGUGUAAAAAUAUAUAUAACUACUGUAGUAUUUAUUAAAAAAAAAAUUUUUAAUGUUCAAAUUGAUUGGACGAAAUAUUAGGUCAAUGACCUUGAGAUAUAAACAUAGCGAUUUAAAAAUGAAUCGUGAAUUUAAAGAGGUAGAAAUUAAAGUACCAUGGGGUAAAAUAUCAGGUAAAUUAUGGGGUCCAGAAAAUGUACCACCAAUUCUGGCAAUUCACGGUUGGCAAGAUAAUGCUGGAUCAUUUGAUCCACUUGCUGAAUGUCUACCAGAAAAUAUAUCACUCUUGGCAAUUGAUUUACCAGGUCAUGGUUACUCCAGUUGGAUUCCCAAAGGAAUGCCAUACUCACCAAUUAUUUAUUUACAAACAAUUGAACGUGUUAAAAAAUAUUACGGCAUGGAUAAAAUUGGACUGAUUGGACAUUCACUUGGUGGAAUGGUGACAUUCAAUUACACAUCAUUAUAUCCAGAGAAUGUUAAAUAUGUCGUUGCAUUUGAUUAUUUUAAAUAUCCAUCAUUCAAUCCAGAUCGACAUUUUACACUAUUUACCAAAGAAUUUGAUGAAUUUUUUAAGAUGGAAAAUUGGAGUGAUGAUAAAUUACCACCUUCAUAUACGGAAACAGAUGCUAUUUCAAGAUGGAUUGCAUCAACAAAUAAAUCAUUGGAUGAAAAUAUGUGUAAAAUAUUGAUGACACGUGGUGUCACUAAAAUUCAUGAUAAUGGAAAUGUUUAUUUUCAUCGUGAUCCAAGAGUUAAAUUAUUUUUAGCAAAUACUGGAUUAUCACAUGAACAAUUACGACAUAUGGCUGCUAGAAUAACUUGUCCUUAUAUGAUUAUCAAAGGUGAACAAUCAAGAUAUAAUGAAAGACGAGAAUUUUAUUAUGAUUUAUUAAAAGUCAUUGAAAAUUAUUCAAGUGAUUUUAAAUUUUAUACUUGUAUUGGUACACAUCAUUUUCAUAUGUCGUCACCAAGAACUGUUGCUGAUUUUAUUACACCAUUUCUAAAUAAAUACAAUUGAUUAUUUAUUAAUUUAAACUAAUAGUUAAAAAAAAAUCAAAAUUAGUCAAUUUUUAUCUUAAUUAUUUGAAUAAUUUAUUUUAAUUUAUUUUAAAUUUUAUUUAAUGAUAAGAGAAAAAAAAAAGAGAAUGACAAUUUAUAUAAAAAAAGUUAUUAUUGUUAAAUUUUAAUUUGUUAUUGUAGUUAUUAUUUUAUUAAAAAAAAAUUUAUUUUAUUGACAUUUAAAAACCGACAAAUUCUAAAUGAAAUAAAUGACCUUUUUUUUAAUUAUUUGUUAAGAAAAAACA
Molecule: messenger RNA, 1884 nt
Organism: Aphidius gifuensis
Lineage: Eukaryota; Metazoa; Arthropoda; Insecta; Hymenoptera; Braconidae
Product: probable serine hydrolase
Exons: 2
Coding region: 633-1598 (321 amino acids)
Source: RefSeq, a predicted model, not a curated record